GCCUGCCUGGUAUGCUCGCUCUUUCAUCUGUCCUGAAGAGAUAGAUGACACUCUCCCUAGCGCUUCCCCUCUCCGAGCUCCAUAGGGCUUGUGUGUGGCACAGGAGAAGAGGCGGAGCGUCACGCUUGGACCGGUAAUGCCUGGCAGGCACCCCAGCUGCACUCUACACAGCCUCAGCAGACAGCAGCAGACACAGGAGGGAGAGACUGGGCACCCCAGAGGUCCUUCAGCACAGCAGGAGGCGGCAUUGGCUAUGGAUCCGACCUUGGGCAGGGAGGCUCAGGCUCUCCUAGAAGAUAUGCUAGAGAUCACUGCGCAGAGUCUGGUGCACAUGGAAGUGGCAGAGCACUAUCAGAUUGUCAAGGAGCUUGGCAAGGGGAAGUAUGGGCAGGUAGUACUGGUGACACACAGACAACGAGGGACCCCGAUGGCUCUCAAGCUGCUGCCUAAGGCCAGCACCAAGCUGCAGAAUUUCUUAUAUGAAUACUGUGUGGCGCUCUCACUCUCUGCACACCCUGCCAUCAUUGGCAUGUUUGGCAUUGCCAUAGAAUCCAGCCAGCACUAUGGCUUUCUCUAUGAGGCAGCCCUGCAUAGAGACCUCAUCUCCAUUAUCAAACCCAAGGCUGGCAUCCCUGAGGCAGCAGCCAAGCUCUGUGCCAAACAGCUGGUGAGUGCGCUGGAUUUCAUCCACAGUCGAGGCCUGGUGUACCGAGAUGUCAAGCCUGAGAAUAUCCUGCUUUUUGACCGCCAUUGCCACUGCAUCAAGCUGACAGAUUUCGGCCUGACGCGGCCCCAGGGCACCCUGCUGCGUCUUGUGGCGGGGGUCAUCCCCUACACUGCACCUGAGCUGAGCCGUGGCACUGGUGACACCCCGGGCCUGCCCAUCGAUGCCAGCCUGGAUGCCUGGGCCCUUGGGGUGUUGAUCUUCUGCUUGCUCACUGGAUACUUCCCUUGGGAGAAGACUUUACCUGAGGAUUCCUUCUUUGAUGACUUUGUGAUUUGGCAAGAGUCAGGCCUGGAUGAAGAUCUGCCAUUCCAUUGGCGCCCACUCUCACCUGAUGCUGUUGCCAUGCUACAAAGCCUGUUGGCUUUGGAGCCCACAAAGCGUGGUCCGAUCCGUCGGGUACUCAGCUACCUUGACCGGCCAUGGCGAGCUGAGGCAACGGCUAAAGCUCUGUAGUUAUAACAGUAGAACCGAAAUGAUUCUGAUGGAGUAGAAAAAGUGCUAAGCAACUUUUCCUAACUCAGAUUUGCUUGUGGGAAUUCAAAUUUAUAUCUUCUCAAUUUGAUAAUUUUAUAACAUUCCCCAGUACACAUACAGUUGCACAUUUAGGUUUUAGGGGUGAAAGGGUAUAAAAUUGUGCAUUCGGCAAAACUAAUGCUUAGCAUUAUUGGCUUAAAAUUUUUAUUAACAAGUCAUAAGGGUUUUUUUAAGUGUCCCUCAACACAAAAUUUUAAAAUGUAAUAUUCUAAGUUUCAAAAUUUUGAAAAUUUACAGAAUUUGAAUGUUUGCAAGAUGUUUCGGUUCUUGGAGAAAGGAGCAUGCUCUUCUAGGCCUGCCCCAGUUAUCCUAAAUUUUAUACUGGAGAUCCUCUGUUUACAAUUUAUAAUGGACUUGUAACAAUUUUUUUUUUUUUUUAAAGGCAGGGGGUGGGGGAAGAUACAAAAAUUACAAAAUUCUUCCUCUAGUUGUGAGGAGUCCUGGGUAGGAGAGGCCCACCUUCCAAGCAGUUACUCUAACUAAGGCCUAGCCCUCCCACAAGCCUGACUAUCACUGCAGGACUCUAUAGCAGAUAACCAAGUUAUAGGGCAGCAGCGUGAAAGUAUGCCUUAGCAAUUGUCAUUUGGCAUGUCUUUAUCUACAGAGUUGUUCCAAUUUUCCAUCAGCAGAUUUUUUAAAAGGAAAAAUAAUUUUGAACUGAUUUUCUUAAUGUUCUGGAAUUAUUUAAGAUGUCAUUUAAAAAAGGAAAUUUCAAAAUGUCCAAGUUAUGAGGGCUGACCUCUGAUUUCACACAGCAGUGUUUCCAAAAUAAAUUCUAAUGCUCAAAUGAUAAGAGUCACACAACAGAAUAAUAUUGCUAGUAUUGCCAGGUCUCAGGGUCUUACCUAAAGUUUCAGAGUUUUAACUGUUUUUCUCUGGGUAUCCAGUGGAAGGAGCAAUAUCUCUGGGUAAGGGGCCAGAAUCAAUGGGGAAGACUAUUUUUUUGCUUGGCUUGAGAUGUUUAGCUAUUUACUAUACACCUCAUCAGGCUGAACCUUACCCAAAUGCCAUCCUCUGCCUUCAUUAGGCACCACUAAAUUUGCUCCUGCGGAGGACUCUUGCUUAUCCCACCCACCAUGUUGCUAACACUUGUCAUGGACUUGACUAAACCAGCCCCUUGACUUCUACACUUAACUGCUGCCACCAAGUAGACUUUUCUUUUCUCAGGCUCUGUCUAUUGUAACAGCCAUUCAACCUUUGUAGUAAAACAAAAACUCAAUAGAGUGGAAAGGCUAUAGGUAUGGGGGGGGAGGAAAAUCAGAAAGAAGUUUCUAAUAUUUAAAUACAAUGAGAAUUUUUACUUUGGAAAAAAUUAGUCAAUUUAAAACAGUAUCUUUGGUUUUUUGGAAUAGCAUAACAUGAAAACACACACACACACACACACACCCAAAAACAAAAACAGUUACCAUAAGAGCAUAAGGCACAAAUAAAAUGGUUGGAAAAAUACAUCCAACUGACCUAUCUAAUACUGGUCCCUAACUCACUGCAUGCUUCUGACCCUGCACACUCCAGACCGACCAAAAACAACUCUUCAACUGAACUACUUUUUCAAUACUUUAAAGCUCUGCUGAAGGCAGAGUCCUCUUAUACUCUUCUUCCCACAACAAUUUUUAAAACUAACCAAUUAACUUGUUCCCUCCAUUUUUCAAACCAUGACCAAUAAAAUCAAGGCAAUGGCAACACAGAACUUAUGUACAAUAGAAGAAGUUUGCAGGAGCUGUGGACGUGUAACCCCCUGCACAGCCUUCUUAACAUUAAUACAUAAUUAAUAAUAAUAAUAAUAUUCAAAAUUUGUUAGCCGCCCUAUAAUAAAUUGUUCUUUGGGUGGCUUACAACACAACAUUAAAACAUAUGAAGCAAAGUAUUUACAAAAUGGAAUCUUAUGUACAAAAAGAAGAGGUUUAGGCCUUAUUCCUUCCCAGCUCCUCUUCUACCAAACACCAACCUUUCCCCAUGGACUAUCCCCUGAGUCUCAGAAUAUAAGCUUUUGGAAACUCGGCAGCCCGAGCUAUAUCCCAUCAACAUGUGCAGUGCAAUUCUAUGCAUGCUUACUCAGAAGCAUGUUUGGCUGUGUUUAUUUGGGGCUUAUUUCCAGAAAAUAUGCAUAGGAUUGUGGUCUUUUUAUGAAAAUGAGCCAGAGUUCAUAUUCAAUCUAGAACAUAACAUGUUUUUCUGUCUCAUCUAGAGAGUCCUGAAUAGGAAGAAUAGGGCGUAAAAGGGUUUAGAUACACAAACUGUUAGUCCUUUUAGGAUACUAACCUUAGCAUAAAUAAAUAAAUUGAAUAAAUAAAUAAAUAACGGAGGGGCCAUAGCUCAAUUGCAUAGGAACAUAAGAACAUAGGAAGCUGCUUUAUAAUUAGUAAGACCGUUGGUCCAUCUAGCUCAGUAUUGUCUACACAGACUGGCAGCGGCUUCUCCAAGGUCACAGGCAGGAAUCUCUCUCAGCCCUCUCUUGGAGAUGCCAGGGAGGGAACUUGGAACCUUCUGCUCUUCCCAGAGCGGCUUCAUCCCCUGAGGGGAAUAUCUUACAGUCCUCACACAUCAAGUCUCCCAUUCAUAUGCAACCAGGGCAGACCCUGCUUAGCUAAGGGGACGAGUCAUGAAGACCAUCUCUCCUCCCACUCAGGCUUUGCAUGUAUUGUAGAAUAUCCCAAAUUCAAUCCCUGGUAUCUCUAGGUAUGGCUGGGAAAGACCUUUCUGAAACUCUGGAGAGCCUCUGCCAGUCAGUAUAGGCAAUACUGAGCUAGAUGGACCAAUUGUCUGACUCAGUAUAAGGCAGCCAUCACAUAUUUGGGGGUUGUUGGGUUUUAUUGCACAAUCUUUUCCACUAAAUACCCUGAGUAAUUUCUGUUUGUGCAGCCUGCACCAAAUCCAAUCUUCUGUCUUGAUCAGUGCUAUAUAUAUUUCACACUCCAGUUAGGACCUCAUAAAAGAGGUACUAACUUUACCACCAUGUCCCUUGUUGCUAUGAAUGACCUUUUGGACAAACCCUUCACCAUUCCUUUCCUUCUCACUAUUUCCCCAUAUCUCAACCUCCAUUUUUACCAAGCUUCUCCCCUUCAUUUUUAUCAGUGUUUACAUAGACUGAGUAUGCAUGCACUUAUCCAUUUGGUGCUUAGGAACUCCAUUCCCAUGUUUCCGUUCCCUCUUGCCAGCCAGAUAUACAUUAAACAGAAAUCUUUCUUGUGCAUUUUGCAGUCCCACAGAGACACAUUUCCAACUUUGUUUUUAAAAGAUUUAUUUUUUAAAAAUAUUUAUAUUCUGCCCCACCCCCGUCCAUUACUGUUCAUGUGACUUAGAACAAUAAACACUAAACAGUAUAAAAUUAAUAGCAGAUCAACUAAAACAGACCCAAUUAAAACUGGAUCAAAGAAAAAAUAAAUAAAAACCCAUCAGAUACCGACUGCAGUAAAAUACAUUAAAAAGCCUCUUGAAGAUCUGAGUUUAAGGAUCUUUCUAAUCCUGAGGGAGGGAGCAAAGCGAAGCUUUCCUGAGAGAUCAUUCCAGAGCCAAGGGGCUACAACCAAGAAGGCCGUGUCUCUAGUCCCCACCAACUGAAUUUCUGUUGAUGGCAGGGCCAUAAGCAGGAUAGUCCACCAAAGCUAGUGGUGUGCACAUUGGUUCCACUUGUUUGUGUGUACCAGGGUACAGAUCUCCAUUAAGCAUUUGAGGAGGCCCCCCCCAUUUUUACUGAACUUCCCCGAAAUAUAUUUUAUCCCCCAACAAAACUGUACUACUCAGGAGUUGCUCAUUUCAGUGAGAUUUCCAUCAAGUAAUUUAGUGAGGAUGUCAGCCAGUGAUUCCAUAAAGCAAUGUACAGGUCAGAAAAAUGGAACAGGGUAGAAACAAUGAACAUGGACUACUGAGAUGAAGCUGAAAAAUGGUGAUGCAUUGCAGAUACUUCUGCACUAGCCUAUAAUAAGGUUCCAGAUUCAGUUUUUACAAACAUACACACUCAUGCCUGACAGGGUUGUAAAUAAUCCAUUUACAAUGCAUUCCUAGAAAAAAGAGCACAUUUCUUUGCUGUGGCGACCUGCUGGAGUACAGCAAAAGCUCUUUGGAGCAGGAGCCAUGUUAGAGCCCCUUCACACUUUUUUUUCAGUGUACACCUAAGAUAUUUUAAGUGUACUCCUAAAAAUACAAAGUGUAAAUGUGACAAGCAUCUGUUUGCAAGCUCAUUUAUUAUACAAAUGGCUACAGUAACAAAAUAGGUUUAUUAGGCCCAACUAAAAAGUCACAAAACAAAAACACGAUAGUCCAUAAGCCAGCAAAGUUGGAGAUUAAUUAUUGGAGGGCAUGCUAGUUCUUUAAGUUCACUGAAUCAAUCUCCAUUUCCUUCACUUUGCUCUCUGGCUUAUAAGGGACUCAUGUGCUCUGAUUAGUGCUAGAGACAAAUCUGAAUUACUGCUGGAUUUUAUAUUAUUUUUGAAUAGGGAUGUGCAGAACAUGGGCCUUUUCGAGUGUUUUGACUUCGAAACAGAACACCCUUCAAAUGAAGAGCCUGUUUUGAGUUCAGAAUAGAAUGACCCUUUCCCAAGUCGGAAUGUUUAGAGCAUUCUGGCCUAUGAAGGAGGCGCCAGGGUGGGCGGCAAGGGGUGGUGAGAGGUACCUUGAACAAUCAUUACCUGGUUAGUGCUCAUCUCCUGUGAGCAGGGGCACCCUUCCUGGCAUCUAACACUGAGGCUACCCCACCUACGCACAGCCAGAGGCUAGAAGGGCACUGUAGGCGGGGCAGCCUCAGUUGUUGUUGUUGUUAUUAUUUACAUUUAUUUCCCGCUGUUCCUCCAAGGAGCCCAAAGCGGUGUACUACAUACUUAGGUUUCUCCUCACAACAACCCUGUGAAGUAGGUUAGGCUGAGAGAGAAGUGACUGGCCCAGAGUCACCCAGCUAGUUUCAUGGCUGAAUGGGGAUUUGAACUCGGGUCUCCCCGGUCCUAGUCCAGCACUCUAACCACUACACCACGCUGGCUUAGUUGGUGAUGCUGGUAGGGCACCGCUGCUCCCAGGAGCUGAGUCAGUAACCAGAUAAUGAUUGUUAAAGGUACCUCCUGCUGCCCCUCGCUGCCCACCCUGGAACCGCCCUCAUGGGCCGGAACACUCAAAAUGUUCCAACUCAGAAUGGGGUUGUUCCUUUGGAACAACUGGCUCGAUCGGUUGUUCUGAUGGAAUGUUCAGAGGAUUUGUGUUCCAUUCCAGGCUUGGAAUGGAAUGCAAAUCCCAUUCCCUGCACAUUCCUAUUUUCGAAGGAAGAGUAAUCAUUGCUCUGUCACCUCAGCAUCCCUUGCUGCAACCUGAGAUCUUUUUGCACAAGGCACAGCCUAACCUAAUUAUGUCUACAUAACACCUCCUCCAUUUCAUUUAAAGAUUAUUACAAACUGCAGACUGGGGCUUUUCAUAAUGCGCAGCAACAUCUUAAUCUCUUCCCUUUUUAAUUUUUUUUGCUUAAUGUACAGCUUCAAGAAGAGUGAUCUGAAAAACCUGCUCAGUACUUUGUGCACAUAUAUAUCUAAUAAUAUAUAUACCUAAUAAAAGUAUUUUGCUGCUGUUCCUAUAUUAUGCUACUCGCACUAUUUCAAUAUUUUCUAAUGGAUCAACACAGAUGCCUACAUUAUUAUACACUCCUCAAGGAGUCAGGAUUGUCUAUGGCCCCUUGUCCAGUGUACAUUCAGUAGCUAGCCCAACUUUGCUGCCAUGUAAUGUGUGAAAUAGCUCUUAGUCCAUAGCCAAUAAUUUUUAAAAGGGUAGUAAUAUUUUAAGUAACACAUGGUGGAGUAACAGUUCACCUCAGCAAGCUAUAUAUCCAUCUAUAUUUCAGCCAUGUCCCCAAGCAUAUCUCUGUGUAAAAGUAGUGCAUUCCGCUGAUUUAAAUGGCAGGAUUGUUUAUGUAAAAUUUUGUAUCUGUGGAUAAUUGGGAAGUAUGAUAUUCAGAAUUUCUUCAAAAAAUCUACCAAGAAAAUUAUUUAAAUCUUCACCAAGCAUAUUCCAGUGUAAAAAGUUGUGCAUUCAUUUAAUUUCAGUGGAGGAUUGUAUAUGCAGAAUUUGCUAUCUGUAGAUCAGAAAGUAUGUCUUUAUUUUGCACAAACACAAAUUCUUCACAAUAUAUAUUAAAGUUAUAUCUGCAGUA
Hemicordylus capensis (graceful crag lizard) is the source of this 7385-nucleotide messenger RNA. Its product is annotated as serine/threonine-protein kinase SBK2-like. NCBI's taxonomy places the organism in Eukaryota, Metazoa, Chordata, Lepidosauria, Squamata, Cordylidae. The transcript is spliced from 4 exons. Gene Ontology annotation, biological process: peptidyl-threonine phosphorylation; peptidyl-serine phosphorylation. Bases 137 to 1180 code for a protein of 347 amino acids. The record is from RefSeq and is a predicted model, not a curated record. Gene Ontology annotation, molecular function: protein serine/threonine kinase activity; ATP binding.